Messenger RNA from Triticum aestivum (bread wheat), 4538 nucleotides. Its product is annotated as disease resistance protein Pik-2. Gene Ontology annotation, biological process: defense response to other organism. The record is from RefSeq and is a predicted model, not a curated record. NCBI's taxonomy places the organism in Eukaryota, Viridiplantae, Streptophyta, Magnoliopsida, Poales, Poaceae. The transcript is spliced from 7 exons. Gene Ontology annotation, molecular function: ADP binding. Bases 556 to 3549 code for a protein of 997 amino acids.
UCAUGAAAGCCGGCCCAAGGGGUGCUGAGAUGUCCGCUUUCUUCCAAAACUAAUACACGAGUAAAAGCUGAUAAAGAGCAUGAGAAAGCAGCAUCAACAUGCAUGGAACCGAGCAAAGGUGCGGCCCUAUUGUAAUCACAAAUCGGCCACCUAACCACGCUCCUCAGCCAGCCCUUACUUAGUUGUCCACGGUCCAUCUCCGACGACUCCAUUCUUCUUUGCGGUUGAGCAAGUCUGGUUGUUGAUCUCUGUCAAGACUUGAGAUUGAGCAAGUUUGCAUUUGGUUGCGGAAAUCUUUGGUGCAUCUUGGUCCGUGGCGCUCAACCCGUGGUGCGCCGCUCUCGGUCUUGCACUGCAGAUCGACCGAGCCAACUACAUUCCAUUCUUAUUUACCUGGCGUCACAGCAGUGAUGGCCUAGUUGGCUCGAUCGGCUGGUGGUAUGUCGAGUGGGUGUGCGACAAUCUAUACACCAGCUCCUCCUUGGUAAACAGUGAUAUUCCGACAGAGCAUUGUUUUAACUCAGAACGCGCAGCAACAAAAGAUCGACAGAGGUGAUGCCUGUGGUGAGCGCCUCCCAGGGCGCCGUGCAGGUCCUGUUGGGGAAGCUCGGCAACAUCCUCGCCACAAAAUAUGCGCUUCUCAGCGGCGUUCGUGGGGAGAUCCAGGAGCUCAAGGACGAGCUCGAGAGCAUGACCGCAUGCCUACACGACCUCGCGGACGAUGAUGAUCACAACGAACAAACUAGGACUUGGAUGAAGCAAGUGAGGGAGGUUGCGUUCGAUGUGGAGGACUGUAUGGACAGGUUCCGCCGUCACCUCAGCGAGCACCAUGGAGACCGUCAAGGACUCCUGGAAUACCUGUAUAGGAUGUUCAACAAGUUGCGAACAUUGAGGGUGCGGCACAAGGUGGCCACGGGUAUCCAGGGCCUCAAAUCUCGUGCCCAAAAAGUGAGCGACCGGAGGCUCAGGUACACUCUAAAUGACUCAGCAGGACGGUCGAGCAAAGCUCUUGAUUCUUACAGCCACCUUGAAAACCUCAGCCACUGGCUGCCUGAAAUCAGUGGUGACGGGUCCGGGCUAGUGGGGAUGCACGGCAGAACUGAUGAGGUGGUCCGGUUGCUCAAGGAGCCACGCCAGGCAGCAGCGGGUCCCCGAGUAUUGUCCAUAGUGGGGUUCGGAGGCCUCGGCAAAACCACCCUCGCGACGACUGUCUACAACACCCCAAAGUUGGGAAGCAUCCAGUGCCGCGCUUUCGUUCCAGUGUCCCAGACAUAUGACAUCCGUUCUCUGCUCGAGUCCGUGUUGAAGCAGCUUCCACUUUUGGCUGACGAAGAUAGAAAUUAUGAUCCCCUCCUGAACAUGAAAGGCUGGAACACAAGGGAACUAGUUGACAAGAUCAAACAACAUUUGGAGGGCAAGAGGUACUUGAUCGUUCUGGAUGAUGUUUGGCAAGCAGCUGCAUGGGAUCAGCUAAAGGUAGCUAUUCCUCAUGAUAAUAAUAAUGAGGGUAGCAUAGUAAUUACUACACGCAGUCACGAGGUAGCGAAAAAUUGCUGCACCUCUUCUAAUGACCGUAUCUACGAAAUGAAACGCUUAGAGGAGGAUGAUUCACAUCAGCUAUUCUUCAAGACGGUGUUUGAAUCAGGGGAAUGCCCGACCGACCUGCUGAAAGUUUCUAAGGCCAUACUGGCAAGGUGCAACGGUCUGCCUCUAGCUAUAGUGAGCAUAGGACGAAUGCUAGCUCGGAGGCAAAACAAGACAUCGGCAGAAUGGCAAACAGUAUGUGAUAGGCUGGGUUCUGAACUAGAGACAAACCCCACUUUAGAGGGAAUGAGACGGAUACUUGCUCUCAGCUACAAUGAUCUGCCGUAUCAUCUGAAAGCAUGUUUUUUGUACCUGUGUGCUUUCCCAGAGGAUUUUGAUAUCAGAAGAGGCUCUCUGAUUAGACGGUGGGCAGCUGAAGGCUUGAUCAUUGGAAUGUAUGGCCGCAGUUUGGAAGAGAUUGCUCAGAUUUAUUUGGACGAGUUUGUGAGUAGAAGCAUCGUCAUCCCUGGACAGAUUGGCUGCACUGGCAAGAUUAGGAGUUGUAAAGUCCACGACAUAAUGUUAGAAGUCAUCAUCGCCAAAUCUGUCAAGGAAAAUUUUAUCUCAUUCCUAGGGAGCAGCCAAUACAACACAGCAGGCCAUGACAAGGUGCGACGGCUCUCCAUCCAUCCUGGUGGCGGCAAGGAGAAGAGAACAUUUUCCAGUAAAAACAUAGUUCAUACCCGUUCACUGUCAAUUCUGGGCAGCACUGAGAAACCUGUACCCAUCAAAUUUGCUGAUUUGACACUUUUAAGGGUUUUAGAUCUUGAAGGAUGUGGAUGGUUAAGAGAUCAAGAUGUGAAGGACAUUUGCAAACUGCCUCUGUUGAGAUACCUAAGCCUUAGAAACACUGCCAUAUCCCAACUACCAAAUGCAAUAGGGAAACUUAAAGAAUUGGUGACAUUGGAUGUAAGGGAAACUUCUAUUGGCGAAUUUCCCAAAGGCAUUACUCAGCUCCAAAAUCUGAGUCAUCUGCUUGUAGGCCGUUAUCAAUAUUACACAAGGACACGAAGUGUCAAGCAUUUAAAGGGUCAAGGAGCGAAGCUACCACAUGGAUUAGGGAAUAUGGGUGCCCUCCAGAGAAUCUCUCAUGCAGAUAUCUCUACAGAGAAAAGCUCCCGUGCAAUGCGUGAGCUGGGAAAAUUGUGUCAGUUAACCAGAUUGUGUGCAAUCAACAAGGGGGAAUCAAAGUUGUGGGAACCCUUUGCCGCUUCUUUGAAUGAGCUUAGCAACUCUCUUCGCCAUCUAUCGGUUGUGCACAAUAGUACACCCACAGGCCAGGAGCUGGAAUUUUUAGUAGGCCUAAGCAACCCCCCUCUGUUUCUGCAGAGCCUGCAUUUGAUGGGACGGCUAUCAAAGCUGCCUACAUGGGUUUCGUCGCUCAACAACUUGGCCAGUCUGUCGCUUCGAGAGAACCUCCACUUGGCUGAGGAAUCCUUUGAAAUUCUGGCGAAGCUUCCCAGUCUUGUAUCUCUCAAGCUAUACAGCAAGGGAUAUGUGGGGAGUGCCUUAUGUUUUGAAGAGGGCGGGUUUCCCCGGCUGAAGCAACUGGUCGUGGAUAAUAUGGAUGAGCUCGAGGAGCUCAGCUUCCGCGGGGGUGCGGCUAACCUUGAGAGGCUGACAUUGGCUUUCAUGAGGGUGCUCAGUAGAGGCAUUAAUGGCAUUGGAAAAGAAAACCUACCACAGCUAAGAGAAGUUGAGUUCUUCAGUGGCGUUAUAGAUUCUAUAUUCUGUAAGGUGUUUGAGGCGGCCAAAGAAUAUAAAAAUCGUCCGAAAGUCACCAGGGACGAUCGACCUACUAUAGAAGCCGCACAAGCAUCCGCCCAGCAAGUGAACGACACCGCAGGGGCGAGGAGCAGUGAGCAGGAGUCAACCGACCAGCAGGUGGAUAGGCCUGCAGAUGACGAGGCAGCGCCAGCUUGGCGUCUACUGCCUUCUACGUGUCCUCUCGCUUAUAUACUGUAAUGUGUAAUAACUGCAUCCUCUGUAUCUUCUGAACUUAGGUUAAACGAUCGAUUGUUGCGCCAGGUUUUUCGUCCCAUAGGUUGUAUUAUUACCUGUAUUAUUACAAGUGGUAGUACAACCAGUGGGUUUUCCUGGCGUGCAUCGAACUCGAAUGCCUAUUUUGUUUUAUUUUGUACUCCCUCCGUAAACUAAUAUAAGAGCAUUUAGAUUACUAAUUUAGUGAUCUAAACGCUCUUAUAUUAGUUUACGGAGGGAGUACAUGCAUUGUUUUGGUUGUGCUGGUAAUGGAAUCUGGGUGUUGCCUAGUUAAACAGAAAGGUGUCCUUCAGUCCAGUUAUAUGCAGGAUUUUGGUGAAUGAAUCUAAUAGCUUGUAUGGUGUGAAGCUAAAAGACUAGUUAAGCGCUGGUACCGUUGUGAAAAUAAGCUAUUAGACAAUUUGUUCUGGGGGAAUCCCCACUGCUUUAGCACUGCCGCUUGUGCAAUUUGACCUUGAUUUGGCAGGAAGUUUCUUCAGAAGGAGUACAUACAAAGAAGCAGUGGGACUGCAGGAGACAGCAAGAAGGCAAGAGAUGUGUUUUCAGGUACAAGCUACUAUAAUGAUAUCAGCUGGUAUGAAGAUCUGUCGUCAUGCUUUCGCGGUAAGGAGUGGCAAACCGUACAUAUAUCCGGAGAUGAGACACUCCGGAUCAAACAGAAGAGAAUUUGUUAUCUGAAACUUACUUUUAGGCCAACUAUGCUCGCUUCUCCGCAGUUUGCAUUGCUGUGUGUGUAUCACUUGUUACUUGACAGGACGAAACCACUUCCAUCUAUGGCGCACAGGAUUGCAUUGCUCCUCCACUAUAGCCAUCGGCCAUCCACACCUACCUUUACUACUUCGGUUCAGUUUGUUUUGGUAUUUUGAGCUGUCCAAAUGAGCCAAUGGCAUACUCCCUCCGUCCGAAAAUACUUGUCAUCAAAAUGGAUAAAAAGAGAUGAGCUGGAGUACAUG